This is a messenger RNA of Tripterygium wilfordii, 716 nucleotides long. RefSeq names its product ricin B-like lectin R40G3. Bases 9 to 380 code for a protein of 123 amino acids. The transcript is spliced from 4 exons. Lineage: Eukaryota; Viridiplantae; Streptophyta; Magnoliopsida; Celastrales; Celastraceae. The record is from RefSeq and is a predicted model, not a curated record.
AGUUAACAAUGGUUGCAACAAACAAACCUUCUUAUAGGGUGUACUGCAGGGCUUCCCCUAACUACAAUCUAGCCGUCCGUCAAGGCAUAGCCAUUCUUGUCCCUAUUGAUGAAAAUGAUCAUCGCCAGCAUUGGUACAAAGAUGACAAGUACAACAAUAAGACAGACAAUUGGGGCUUUCCUGCCUUUUCUCUCGUUAAUAAAGCAACUGGUCAAACCCUAAAGCAUUCCUUCGGUCAUCCUGUUCCUGUGAGAUUGGUUACUUACAAUCCCGAUGUUCUUGACGAGUCUGUCUUGUGGGCACUAGCAGAGGAUCGUGGUGAAGGUUACAGGUCUAUAAGGAGUCUUAAGUGUGCAUCACAUUUGGAAGCUGCAGCUUAAUUUGAACGAUUAUUCUUAUCAUGGUGCUAUAAUUAUGGGAGGGAUCUAGAUGAACGGAAAUAACCAGCAAUGGAAAAUUGAGCCCCACAAUAAGGAAUAUAGAAAUCACACUAGUCUCUUUUUUACUUCUUUUUAUAGUAAUAUAUUUUUACACGUCUUCUCCGAUCUCCAAUCAUAAAUGCAGAUUGAAUACUUGUGAUGGUGUUGCCUUCUCUAGGAGCCGUAAUGUAUUUGUGCUAGGUGAUGCAUGGCUUUCCAAGGAUGCAUGCCACUCUCUCUUUGUGUGUUUCAUGUUUCUACUAUAUAAUAAAAGCUUGAUAUGACUGUCAUUCGAGA